Molecule: messenger RNA, 1923 nt
Organism: Saccharomycodes ludwigii
Lineage: Eukaryota; Fungi; Ascomycota; Saccharomycetes; Saccharomycodales; Saccharomycodaceae
Gene: SPB4
Product: ATP-dependent RNA helicase SPB4
Exons: 1
Coding region: 1-1923 (640 amino acids)
Cellular component (GO): nucleolus
Molecular function (GO): RNA helicase activity; nucleic acid binding; ATP binding
Source: RefSeq, a predicted model, not a curated record
AUGUCUUCUUUGUCAUGGGAUAACUUAAAAUAUAGCUUACAGCCAUGGAUUAGGACAGCAGUAGAAGCAAUGGGGUUUGAAACGAUGACUCCCGUACAGGCAUCUACUAUACCUCAUUUCUGCGCCAACAAGGAUGUUGUAGUUAACAGUUAUACAGGUUCAGGAAAAACCAUAUCUUUUGUCAUCCCAGUAUUGGAAAGAUUGAUAAAAGAGUGUGGCUACAAAGGAAAUGAAAAUAGCGGCGAUGAUAUUGAUAAAAAAAUGAAACCUUUGCCAAGAGGACAAUUUCACACGCUAAUUGUAGCACCUACCAGAGAAUUAUCUAAUCAAAUUUCAAAAGUUUUUGAAAAGUUUAUUGAAUUUUAUCCAUAUAACAAUGAUAUUAAAACAUUAUUAUUAGUUGGAGGUGAUAGUAAACAAUCAGUUCAAGAAGAUGUUCAACUUUUUCUCGAUACAAAUGCCUCCAUUUUAAUUGGUACGCCAGGUAGAGUUUUGGAUUUUUUAAGUAGUAGCAAAGUAUCUUGUAAAGCAUGUGGAUGUGUCGUUUUAGACGAAGCUGAUAGAUUGCUAGAUGUUUCAUUUAUUAAAGAUGUCGAGUCAAUUUUAUCAUUUUUACCAAAACAAAGACGGACGGGUUUGUUUUCUGCCACUAUUGAUAGCGCUGGUAUGAAUAUAUUCAAAACAGGGAUGCGAAAUCCAAUUAAAAUUAACGUAAAGCCAAGUGUAAAUAACAAUGGUAGUAAAACAUCUAAGCCUUCCAGCUUGGCUAUUAGUUAUAUUGUUUUGAAACCAGAAUUAAAGCUAAAGGCAUUGCUAACAUUACUUUUUAAAUACAAAUAUAAAAAGGUGAUUGUAUAUUUUCCCACAUGCCAAGCAGUGACUUAUUUCUAUUCAAUGAUUCAACAUAUUCUUCAAAUUUUAAGAGAAAAUGGUGGUGAUGAUAGCGUGCAACCGCCAGAUGAUUUAAAAUUUUUUUCUUUGCAUGGUAAAUUAUCUACCAACUCUAGAGUAAAAACAUUACGCCAAUUUGAGGAGACGUUGCUAAAGUGUUGUUUAUUAACUACAGAUGUCGCAGCCAGAGGUAUUGACAUACCUGAUGUUGAUUUAGUCGUCCAAAUGGAUCCACCAACAGAUACUGAUAUUUUUUUACAUAGAUGUGGUAGAACUGGUAGAGCCAAUAAUUCAGGCAGGGCUAUAUUUAUGUUGAAUGAGGGAAGAGAAGAAGAUUAUAUUCCAUUUUUAGCAGUUAAAAAUAUCGAAGUGGAAGAAUUGGAAAACUUUACCAUUGACGAAAACCUUUAUGACUUAGAAAGUAUACAUUCUUGGAUAUUGCAGGAUAGAAGUAGAUUUGACGAGAGUGUUAAGACUUAUGUUGGGUUUAUAAAAUAUUAUUCUAGGCAUAGUGCUUCCUCAAUUUUCAGAUUGCAAAGUAUGGAUUACAUAAAUUUGGCUAAACUGCAUGGAUUAAUCAGAUUGCCAAAAAUGCCAGAAAUCACCAAAUAUUUAGACAUUACUAUGAAUGUUAGUAACAGACAACUUAUGGAAAAUGGUGGUUGGCUAAUUGCUAAUCCGGUUAAUAUGAAUAAAUAUGCUUAUUCUGACAGGCAAAGAGAGAAGAAGAGGUUAAAAGAGCUGCAGGAAUUAUCUGCAGUACGUGAUAAGAACAAAUUGAAACGUGAGUUGAAAAAAAAAAAUCUUGCUUGGUCUAAUAAGACUGAAACAAAGGAAAAAAAGUUGGAAAGAAAACAAAAACUAAGCAUAAAAAGGAAAGCCAUUGAAGAACGAAUAAAAUUGGAAGAAACAAAAGUGCAAGAAUAUAACGACGAUGAUGAGGUUGAUUGGAAAGAUUUAAUUCAAGCUAAAAAAAGACAAAAAAAUAGCAAUAACAAUAGCGAAGUUCAAGGUACAUUUGAUGAUUUGUGA